AUGGCGCCAACUCCAAUUUUGGACCAUAUUGUCAUCCUUGUGCCACAUGAGACCCUUACCAACCUACCGUCCUGGGUCACAGAUGCUUUCACUGUGCUGGAAGGAGGACGCCAUGCCGAUGGUGUCACGGAGAACAAGCUGAUCCUACUUCAAGAUGGCGUCUACUUCGAGCUUAUUGCAUUUGUUCCUGGCAAAGAAGAGGAGAGAAAGUCUCACAGGUGGGGCGGGAGGCGGCCUGGUCACAUUGUCGACUGGGCCAAUACGCUUCAUAGCGAGGAUGACCUGAACACCAUCAGAAGCCGGAUAGAAGCCGCGAGCACAGGCAUAAAUUAUACAAGCCCUACUCCAGGGGGCAGAAUAAAGCCUGAUGGUACCGAACUGAAGUGGAUUAUCUCAUCUCCUUACCUGGACAAGGCAGCUGGGCUUAAUGAUUUUGUUGGCGGGGAGGCUCCAUUCUGGUGUCUUGAUCGGACCCCAAGGGACAAUCGAGUACCUUUUCACGUGGGUCACAACGUCACGCAUCCCUCAGGUGCGGUAGGAGUCCACCAGAUAUCUGUUCUUGUCGGAGACAAACUUUUGUUUGAGACAUUGAAGGGGACAUACGAUGCCCUCAGCGGCCGCAAGGGAACGGAAGUCGAUGAACCUGCGGGUGACCGAGCAAUCAGCUGGCCCAUUGGAGUACUAGAGGCUGUCGAAGGAGGAGCAUCGCAGGCUACUCUUCUUUUGGUUCAGACUGCGCCAGGCAGCUCAGCAAAUGGGGUUGGCGACGUUUUCGUCAACGUCGCGCUCAAAUCGAACAAAAAGGGUGGACAGAUCGGGGGGCAUUUGGGCGAUAAGAAUUGGAAGAUCCAGCUCGAGCUCGAGAAACUGGCCUGA
This is a messenger RNA of Diaporthe amygdali, 876 nucleotides long. RefSeq names its product glyoxalase bleomycin resistance protein dioxygenase superfamily. The record is from RefSeq and is a predicted model, not a curated record. NCBI's taxonomy places the organism in Eukaryota, Fungi, Ascomycota, Sordariomycetes, Diaporthales, Diaporthaceae. The coding region runs from base 1 to 876 and encodes 291 amino acids. The transcript has a single exon.